Molecule: messenger RNA, 336 nt
Organism: Rotaria sp. Silwood2
Lineage: Eukaryota; Metazoa; Rotifera; Eurotatoria; Philodinida; Philodinidae
Source: the annotation of a GenBank genome assembly
AUGUCUGCUUGUCUUCCAAAGGAAGUUGAUUAUCGUAUUUUAUCGUAUGAUUCACUUGAAAAUCGUCGUUAUCAAUCGCUUAGAAUGAAACAGCCAGUGCCACAUAAUGUAACACGUAUUUUACAAGAACGAUUCGGCCCUGCUGUUUCGCCUCGUGCUGAUCCAUCAAAAACUGUUCGUGUUCAAACAGCCCCAGGAUAUCGAGUACUUGUAGAAAAAAUUCCUAAUCAAGAUCAAACAAUGGUUUCACAACGUUUCAAUAAAUUGAGUCCAUUCGUAACAGAACAUGGCAAUAAUCCAAAUGCUAAUCCUGUUCUUCGACAAUCUGUGGCUUAA